AUGUCAAACGACUCCAAUAACUAUCCAUCGUCCAGCCGACGUGAAUCUACCCCUCGAAAACUGCCUGCUCCUCCACUCGCGCAGGAAUCAAAGCGCGUGUCGCGUCCGCUGCCGAGAAUUCCGAGGGCGCUCGUUUGUAAGCAGUGUGGGACGUGUAUCACCUCGCACAACGUCCUCCUGCCAACAUCCGCGAUCCCUCCAGACUCAAGGUCGUUCAGAGGAUUCUUUGGAAAGGCAUCUUUAUUCACCGAGACUUAUAACGUCGCGCUAGCCAAGCCAGGCGUUCAACUUAUGGUUACUGGCGCCCACACUAUGCAAGAAGUGACCUGCGGAAUUUGCUUGUCCUAUCUCGGCUGGAAGAUUGUUCGUGCCCAUGAGAAGACUGAAUCUUGGAAAGACGGUCACUUUUUGAUGGAACUGGAGAACCUCUAUGUUCAACCCGACUUGCUGAAUCCUCGAAGAUCAUCAUCAGGCUCUGAUUCAGACUAUAGCCCUUAG
This is a messenger RNA of Cyclocybe aegerita, 498 nucleotides long. NCBI's taxonomy places the organism in Eukaryota, Fungi, Basidiomycota, Agaricomycetes, Agaricales, Hemipholiotaceae. The record is from the annotation of a GenBank genome assembly.